Molecule: messenger RNA, 1020 nt
Organism: Yamadazyma jaroonii
Lineage: Eukaryota; Fungi; Ascomycota; Pichiomycetes; Serinales; Debaryomycetaceae
Source: the annotation of a GenBank genome assembly
AUGACAGAUUAUACCAUUUUAGGGUCAGGGGUUAUUGGUCUUUAUACUGCUUACUUGUUACUUGAAAGAGGUAUUGACAGUAAAAAAAUUAAAAUCAUAGCUAAGCAUACUCCAGGUGAUUUAUCCCAUCACUUUGCUAGUCCCUUUGCUGGUGCCACCGUACCUUGUGUUAAAAAUGAUGAUGAAGAUAUCCAAUUUUUUUGUAAAUUCACCUUUGAAAAUUUAGGUAAGAUCAGACAACAAUUGGGAGGUAAUUGUGGUAUUGAAACCAUUUGGAAUAAUGAAUUCUGGUACAAGAAACCAUCUGAAAAGACAUUAAAGAAAUUCUAUUCUUAUAUCUUCGAAUAUAAAGAAAUCCCUAAAGCUCAAAUUCCUAAAGGUCAAGCCUAUGGAUUAAGAUAUAAGACUUGGGCUUUCAAUGCCCCAUUGUUUAUUCAACGUUUGAGUGACUACAUCAAAGCAAAGGGUGUCAAAGUUGAUGUCAGAGAAAUUUCCGAUCUUAAGGAAGUCAAGACUAAAGGGGAUACGAUUAUUUUCAAUUGUACUGGAUUUGGAUCUAGAUUCAUCAAAGGUAUUGAAGAUCUUGAUGUUAUUCCUAUCAGAGCCCAAGUUGUUGUUGUGGAAGCUCCAAGUGUUGUAGAAACUCAUUUAAGUUGGGGAAAUAAUGUCGAAACUUAUGCUAUCAAAAGACCAAAAUCUAAUGAAUUGGUGUUAGGAGGAUUUUAUCAACAUGAUAAUUGGAAUAAAGAUGUUUUGGGUAAAGAGACUCAAGACAUCUUACAAAGAGUUAGUAAGGAAUUCCCUCAAAUAAUCCCAUCAGGAAAGACAAUCUAUGACUUCCCUAUCAAGAGGGAAAUCUCGGCUUUUAGACCAAGUAGAAAAUCUGGGGUAAGAAUUGAGAAAGAACUCAUCGAUGGUAGAUUAGUUAUCCAUAACUAUGGUGCAGGUGGUACUGGUUAUGCCCAAGGUUUAGGAAUGGCCGAACAAGCCGUUAGAUUAAUUCCCUCUUCAAAAUUAUAG